UUGUCGUCCCCCCCCACCCGCGGGCAGGUCGUUCUCGUGCCGCAGCGCGUGGCGCGGUCCCGGCCGGGCUCCGCGUGACUCCGCAGCCCGCCGGGCCCUGUGGCUGCCGGGGGGGUCCGGCCUCGGGCGAGGAGCCCAGCGGAGCCCGGGGCAGCAGCCCAGGUUAUGAACGUUCCUGGCUGAGCCUGUGGUACAGCCAGGAAGCUGGCCACACUCCUCAUUUGCAUCUCAGCGAGCCUCCUGAAUCGGAGAAUAUCGGGGUUGGAAGGGACCUCAGGAGGUCAUCUAGUCCCACCCCCGGCUCAAAGCAGGACCAAUCCCCAAUUUUUGCCCCAGAUCCCUAAAUGGUCCCCUCAAGGACUGAACUCACAACCCUGGGUUUCGCAGGCCAAUGCUCAAACCACCAAGCUAUCCCUCCCCCUGAUGCACAGACUUCUGCAUAACUGUGAGCUUCCCACAUUCGCUCCGACUGCUCCAGUGAUCGUCAGCCUGCUGUUGCUUGGGAUGUUCGCCCUUGUGGGCAGUGGCAGCAGAAAGGCCAGCGGUUGGCCUGGGGUCUGAGCAUUACCCAUCCCCCUUAGGGAUGGUUCUCCGAGGACGUCACUGGUGCUGUUACUGCCUGCGCUGAAAUGGCUGGUUUGCAUCAGAAAUUCCAGCAGCAGAUCUAUGGGUGGGAGAUUCUCUCUGCAAGGAGACAGAGAGACUGGCCUGAAAGUGGCUCAGCCUGUCUGACGGCCACCUGGGAAAAGGUCGUUUCCCUCUGAUGCACCAGAGAAGGGCGACGGCAGAGCCAUGUCUGUCGAGGAUGAUGGCUCUGUAAUGCACCCCCCUGAGUCUGCAGUGGACCAGCGCUGGAAGUUCCUCGUCUUCUACCUCUGCUUUUACGGCUUCAUGACCCAGAUCAGACCUGGGGAGAGCUUCAUCACCCCCUACUUGCUGGGAGCUGACAAGAACUUCACCAUGGAAGAGGUGACCAACGAGAUCACUCCCGUCCUGUCCUACUCCUACAUGGCCGUCCUGGUGCCCAUCUUCCUGCUGACGGAUUACCUGCGCUACAAGCCGGUGCUGGUGCUUCAGAGCCUGAGCCACAUCUCCAUCUGGCUGCUGCUGCUCUUCGGCGCCGGUAUCCUGGCCAUGCAGUUCAUGGAGUUCUUCUACGGCAUCACCAUGGCGGCCCGCGUGGCCUACUCCUCCUACAUCUUCUCCCUGGUCUCCCCCUCGCAGUACCAGCGCAUGGCCAGCUACUCCCGCGCCGCCGUGCUGAUGGGGGUCUUCACCAGCUCCGUGCUGGGGCAGCUCUGCGUCACCGUGGGCGGGGUGCCCUUCAUGACGCUCAACUAUGUCUCGCUGGGGUUCAUGCUCUUUGGGCUCAUCCUGACGCUCUUCCUGGAGCAGCCUAAGCGAAGCCUCUUCUUCAACCGGAGUGACGGCCCCUCGCCCUCGGAGCUGGACAGGAUGCAACCCGUCGGGGGCAAGCCAGUGCCCCCCGCGCCCUCCCGCUGGCGCAGCUCAGCCCUCUUCCGUAUGCUGAGGGAGCUCGGCACCAUCGCCAAGCUGCCCCAGCUGCGGCUCUGGUCCCUCUGGUGGAUCUUCAACUCUGCCGGCUACUAUCUCAUGCUCUAUUACGUGCAGCUCCUGUGGAAUGAGAUUUACCCUACCACGGACAACAGGAAGGUCUACAACGGCGGGGUGGACGCUGCCUCAACGCUGCUCGGUGCCAUCACCGCCUUCUCUGCGGGCUACGUGAAGAUCCGCUGGGCCCUGUGGUCGGAGCUGGUGAUUGGCAGCGUGACGGCCUUCCAGGCGGGGCUGCUCUUGCUGAUGAGCACCACCAGCAACAUCUGGCUCUGCUACGGGGCCUACAUCCUGUUCAGGGGCUCCUACCAGUUCCUGGUGCCUAUAGCCAUUUUCCAGAUUGCCACCUCCCUCUCCAAAGAGCUCUGUGCCCUGGUGUUUGGCGUGAACACCUUCUUUGCCACCGUCCUGAAGACCAUCAUAACCAUGAUCAUAUCAGACAAGCGGGGCCUGGGCCUUUCGGUGCAUCCGCAGUUCUACGUGUACUUCGCCUACUUCACGCUGCUGGCGGUGGCGUACCUGGGGGCAGCGGUGUGCGAGGCCGUGAGGCGCCGCCGGGGCAAGGUGCCGCAGGAGCCGGCCUUCGCCAAGGAGCUCUGCAGCCCCGCUGAGGAGGCGCCGGGGAAGGAGAGGAGCUCGGAGCCGGGCAGCGUGCACAUCUGAGAGAGGAGACAUGAGGGAGCGGCCUGUGUGCAGACCCCAGCCCCAUCACCGUCCCAGCCAGCAGCCAGCCCUGCCGCGGUCCUCUCACCUUCCUCGCACUGUCAAUGCGCAGCUGAGAAAGCCGGGAGCGCAGGCCAGGGUGGGGCUGCAGGCCUGUCCUAGCUCGUAGGGGCCGCCCAUCCCCGGGCUGUGCUCACCCUCGGCCCCCAGGCUGCCACUCCUGCCUGCGCCGCCCCUCCCAUCACAGCCUCAGCGCCGGCAGAAGCUGCACCGUGCAGACCUGUGUUACGAACGGCCUGUGAGGACAGAACGGCGCCAGCCCGGAGUCCCGUCCCAGCGCCAGGCCUGCUGCUUUGAGUGCCACGGCUCCGUUACUGAUGUGGUUCCUGGGCCGGGUUUUCCAGACACUUGUGCGUGCGCACACACGCUCAUUCGGGGUGACCUGUGCCAAGCUAACCAGGAAAUCGGGGGGCAGGGCUACACCCAAGAUGUUGCUAAGACAAGCCAUUGGGGCCCUCUGGUGUCAGCCCUCAUGGGUCCUGUGUUCCAGCUUUGCCCCACAAGGGCUAGAAGUGUGCUCUUUGUAGUGAAAGCUGAGGGUCCCGUGUAAUCACCUGACUCCAGGCUCUGGGGCUUGGAGCACUGCACCCGAUUGCCCCUCCCCCCAUGCGCUGCUUCGGCAACGGUCUGAAUGGCACCUGUGCAGCCGCUGCAGCUGCUCUUGCCCCAGCCAGCUGCUUCCACCCUAGUUCCCCCAGGCCCCUCUGGCGCUGAAUCUGCCUCCGCCCUGGGGGGCCAGCCCUGCCCUCCCUGCACACGGGUCUGUAGCUUUACAGCAUGGCCCACAGAGCAGCCUUGCUCUGUACUACGGGGCUGGAAAGUCCUGGCGUAACCUGGGGCCUUGUGGCAUAACUACGGCGCAUGCUGCAUACGUCCAGGGAGCUUCGACCCAAGCGGGACCAUGGUUGGCUCUCCUUGCCCCCCCCGGGCAGCCGUGGGGACUGGGUCGGGCUGAGCAGGUGAGCUGUGCCCUCCUGCCUGGCAUACAUCAGCUGACUGUAACAGAUGGCCCGGGGGGGGGGGGGUCCUGUACGCACAGGGGAGCUGCUGGCAGCCCAGCACAGGGCUAGGGGCCCAUUGCUGCCCUUAGACGCUGUGCUCCUCUGGGGCCUGCAGCCUGCACAGUGGUGCAUCGGUGGCCACCGGGGCAGGGCAGCUCAAGACCACAACCCUUCUGUGCUGGGGUGUGGCACACAGCAGCCUGCGUGCCCGCGGCCUGGUGGGCAGUGCUGGCUGGCUGCGCACGCCCACGUGCCCUUGGUGUCUGGGGGAGGUGCCUGGCCAGUAGCAGACACCCCGCUGUGACAAUCUGCUGAGCGCCCAGCCUUGUGCGCCAUGCCGUUACCCUUCCCCUGCCCCCAGCCCCAGCCUGGGGGCGUUUUAAUACUGCUAAGCUGCCUGCCAGCUCCCAGCCAUGCCAGCAAACACUGCAGGGCUCUGCCAAGCCAAACCGUGCCUUAAACUGUGAACCUCCCAACAGCAUCUCCCAUCGGCGGCCAGCCCCUGGCUGCACACGCUCACGCAGUAGUAAGGUUUUUGCUGCUUUAAAGAGCCCAUACACUCAGCCUGCUAGGUUCCUGGGGGCGGACACACCCGCCCUCCCGUUAGCGCACACCCCCUUGGCUGGUCACAGGGCUAAGUGCUACCACGGGUCAGGAAUAAAGCUGGAUGGUUACACGCAAGCAAAAGUAAAAUGACCCCGUGUGGCCUAAAACCCAA
This is a messenger RNA of Caretta caretta (loggerhead turtle), 4017 nucleotides long. RefSeq names its product solute carrier family 19 member 1 (gene SLC19A1). Gene Ontology annotation, biological process: folate transmembrane transport. Gene Ontology annotation, cellular component: apical plasma membrane; plasma membrane; basolateral plasma membrane. Lineage: Eukaryota; Metazoa; Chordata; Testudines; Cheloniidae. The record is from RefSeq and is a predicted model, not a curated record. Gene Ontology annotation, molecular function: folate:monoatomic anion antiporter activity; folic acid binding.